UUUCCUUGGAAAUUCAUAAAAGCGAAAUCACGAUUUACGAAAAAUGCAAAUUAAGCAAAUGAACCUAAUACUAGCGUGUAAAUGGAAUAUUAAGAAGGAUAAAAUCAAGAAGUGUGACAGGCCGGCGAUUAAGCAGGCAGUUUAUUUAAAAACCAUCAAACGACACUUCACAAGGAACAGUUGCUUUUUGGCCGGCAACGUGAAAAGGCGCAAAACUAUCACGCUUGUAGCAUCGCAGGCGCAAAAAACGUAAUAAGUAAAACAUUUGUGCAAAAAAGCAACUGGUGCUUGCAAUAAAUUUUUAUGUGAUUCAAUAAGCUUUACACUAGGUGCUAAUGGCUGUGUUUGCUUGGGGCGCAAAUUCUCAUGGCCAACUAGGCCUUGGUUACGAGUCAGAAAUGUCGAUGGAACCGCAAAGGUUAAAGAAAUAUUCAUUUACAGUCACCAGUGUUCGUUCGAUACGUGGUGGAGGUGGCCAUGUUUUGGUUUUAGAUGCUUGCGGUCAGCUACACGCCUGCGGUUGGAAUAAUCGCGGCCAAUUAGGUUUAGACAUCACACAAGAUAAUAUUAGCGAAUUUAAAAUGAUACCCAUGAAAUUUUUCAAGGAUUCUCCUAUCGAUUUAAUGGCUUGUGGCUGGGAUUCAUCUGGAUGUAUAACAAGUGAUCGCAAGUUGUUCCUUUGGGGCUCAAAUGCUUUUCAGCAAUUGGGAGUAUGUCAUCGCGGAUUUACAUCCGUACGCAAACCAAUGCAGAUUCAAUUACCGGGCAAUGAUACCCCCUUACGUCUCAGCCUAGGUAUGAGACAUUCAGCAAUUUUAACAAGCGAAUGGAAAGUUUACAUAUACGGACGGAUGAAACUCUCUGAUAACAUAUCCGAGAUGUUAAGCAUUGUCAAGAUUACACAAAGUCUACUUGUUGUCAAAAUUGCUUCACGUUGGUCCGAGGAAUAUUGUAUCAAAAAUAUAGCAAGCGGUCAAAAUCAUGUACUUAUGCAUUUGGGCCCGAUUGAAGAUAAUUACGCUGAGGAAGAAAAAAAUACAGCCUCAAAGCGAGUAGAAGUAUUCGGCGAUAAUAAAUAUGGUCAAGCAAAUGCUUUUCAAUUUGAAGAGAAAAUAAUUCGUUUAGCAGCUGGUUGGACUCAUAAUUCGGUACUACUUAAGAAUAACAGCGUAUUAUCGUGGGGUCGCAACAGUUACGGACAACUAGGCUGGGGUCAAUUUACUGAAAAUCAUGCCAUACCUAUGCAAUUAUCAGUAUCGCCAGUCAUAGUGCCUAUUGAUUUACAUCUUGGCUCCGAGCACGGUUUAAUGGUGACAAAAGAGGGAGAUGUUUUCACAUGGGGUUGGAAUGAACAUGGCAAUUGUGGAAAUAAUUCCACUAACAAUAUCGCAACACCUACUCUAGUCGAUUUGCCAACGGCAUGCAAAAUUGCUGCGUGUGGUGCAGGCUUUUGUUUUGCCAUAUGCGCGAAAGUAAAUUAAGUGUUUUCUAAUACGUUAAAUGAAAUGCAAGGACAUUAAUAUUAUAUUGACCUUAAUUUUGUUGAGCAAUAUUUUGUUUUAAGCUAGAAAAGAACAAAAAGUUUUCUUUAAGUUCACUUGUUUGUAAAUGUUUGUAAUAAAUUCAAUGCGAAAAAAGUUUUAUGAAAGUUUUGCGUAAUUUUGCGUUUCUUUGAAAAGAAAGUUGAUAUGCAAUAGCAAUGUAAAGAAUAUAGGCAAAUGAUGGAGGAGUACGCGAACACGUUCGCGUGAAUUUCCGCCACUCUAAUAAAAAUUGUAAUUCUCAACUUUCCAUUCAAAGAUUCUACUACUCCCGUUGAUGGACGUUUUUUUCGCGCAGAUAGAAGGCAAAUAGUUUGUAUCGAAAAGUGAAUCGAAAUCGAGUGGCGACGCAAAUUAGGCUUAAGCAUUACUGACGAUAUCAGAUAAGUAUAUUAUGAAAUGUACUGUGUGUAAACAGAACAGAAGUUAGCCGACACAUUGAAGAAGUUUAUGAAAACAGGCAACAAGUUUUUUAACGAUAAUCUUAUGAUGAAGAGCUACUGAUGCAAGUGAUAAUUGCCUUUUAAAUAAUAAUAUGUCAGAAUACGCAAAACUAUUCUCAUAUCGCCCCUAAAAAUUGUUUUUAAUCUAUUUUCCCCUUACUAACCCUGACCAAUUACCUUCGUCUUCGGUUUCGUAGAAGUGAAUCAAUAAAUAGAGAAAAUUAGUUUUAUACAUAUAAACUCUAUUUACCCAAAAAUCCGCAUAAUAGUGAUAGUAUUUUGAUCGGAAAACUUGGGAAUACAUGCAGAGAAAUAUUAUAUUUGUACCAGAAACUUUUCAGAAACUUUUAUCUUAACUUUGCUAUUAUAUGUGUAUACAUUGACAUCUUACCUUUCCUUCAUUCACGUGUUGUGUCGCAAAAGUCCUUAAAGGUAACCAAAUAUAUAAUUUCUCUAUUCCUAGAUAGUGAACAUCUUUCGAAAUAAAUCAAUGUCUUGUUACAAAAGUUCUCUGAAUAAAAUCUUUUUCUUUCCGACAAUUCUGACAACGGCUAUGUUAUUGUGUUAUUAAUAUUGUGUAAAUGGUUGCCAAUGAUGAUUUCAAAUUUUUCCAAACUCCAUUUAAAAUGCUUUUCGAAUACAAGUUGCACGAUUCCUUAGACUUCUAUUGUCGCUUUAAGUCUUCUAACAAAAGAAGGAUAGACAGAAGGAUCUGACUAAAAUGAUCAAGAAAGAAAGAAGAGAUCAUAUAUUUUCAGUGACUCGCAACGUUAGUUCCGAGUAAAGAAGCUGAAACUCUCCCGUUAUGCGUAAUCACAUUGGGGAUAUGUCCUACCUGUCAGAAAGAAGAGAGGAUAGAGAAACAAUGGAAAUGGUAGUCGGAGCCUAGUCGCUGUGUGCUCGAUUGAUAAGUGAUAUGCCUUUAUCGGCUGAGUACUCACUAUAGCUACGACCAACGAAGAUUCUACGCACUUGAGAUUUGAACCUGCGAAGACUGACUUCGUAGUCGCGUUUCUUAUCUACUUGCUUACUCAGUAAGAUAGCAUUCAUAAAGUGCAUGUUUAAAUAUAAGAACUUACUCUCCUUUUCUUCGCCCACUUAUUCCCAUUCAACAGCAAGUAUUAUAUUUUUUCCCACCACUUAUUCUCAUUUAACGGCAAAUAUAUCGAUGAUGACCGGAAGAGAGAUUUCUUUAGUAUCCGUUAAUGAUGCUUUGCUGUGGUAUGCCCAAAACGGAUUCUUGCAAACGUAUUUAUCUUGAUUUUCCCAACGUUGAUUCAAAAUAGAGCUGCUUAG
Messenger RNA from Glossina fuscipes, 3280 nucleotides. RefSeq names its product secretion-regulating guanine nucleotide exchange factor. The transcript has 5 exons. Bases 336 to 1481 code for a protein of 381 amino acids. The record is from RefSeq and is a predicted model, not a curated record. NCBI's taxonomy places the organism in Eukaryota, Metazoa, Arthropoda, Insecta, Diptera, Glossinidae.